Molecule: messenger RNA, 1587 nt
Organism: Guyanagaster necrorhizus
Lineage: Eukaryota; Fungi; Basidiomycota; Agaricomycetes; Agaricales; Physalacriaceae
Exons: 8
Coding region: 1-1587 (528 amino acids)
Source: RefSeq, a predicted model, not a curated record
AUGGGUCACGAUAUCUCAGAGCUCGUCCAGCAGCGGCGCUCUCGUGACUGGACCUUCUAUCUCGUCCUCUUCGCCGUCGUCGGUCCUGUCUGGCUCGUCGUUCCAGCUUGCUGGGGUUUCGUCAUGUACGCGACAGCUACCCGUGCCCUCUGGGACUUUGGAUGGCUGGGAAACUCCGCUUUCGCUGUUGCUCUGUUCGAGAUUUUCUUUAGCAUCUACUACAGCUAUCUUGCAUGGAGCUUGUCUGACCCGACGACAACGCCAAUACGUAGCGUAGAGGAACUGCAGAUCGCUUUGACACGAGUCAUCAAGGCGGGCCUCGCCAAUCUUUCUGAGGACGACUUUGACACAGAGUCUCUAGACGAGUCAAGACCAGGGAGUCCAGAAGAGGACAUCAUACAGCUCGACCGCGAUGAUCCUCGAGCGAUCGACUUUCGCAAUUCUUUCCGAACUUGGUUUGGUUUCGUUCCUUGGUCCCAAGUCCGAUUGCAUGAGGUUCGGCAGUGGCUUUAUUGGGCACUCUUUAAUGCUGAGCUACCUCCGUUGGAUACGCUCCCUGAAGAUCGUCGUGCUGCGUUAGAUGCAGUGGUCCAAAUGUUCCAGAAGCGUGUUGGUAGGCCGGUGCCCGAAGGUCGUUCUCCUCACAUCAAGACCGUGCGUCUGAGUGUGGAUAAAUUCAAUGCCUGCUGGCGCCCAUUUCUCACGUAUGUCCUGGUCUUUAUGCUAAAUUACAUGGCAAAAGCCCGUCUGCGCAACAAAUAUGGCGUUAAUUUCUCUUCCCACGGGGGCCUGGAAUAUGGCAUUCGCAUUCCGGAUACCUGGGACGCCGCCUCUGGACCUCGGCCAAUUGUGUUCUUCCAUGGGCUUGGGCUUGGAAUAUCUCAAUACAAACUUGCGCUAUCUCGUCUUCUCCAGCAUUUCAAAGACCGUCCCUUUCUCGUCAUACUACAGCCCCACGUCAGCCAGGAUAUUUUUCACCCCAACUUUUUAAAGCCCAUGACCAGGGAACAAACGACAGAGCGACUGGCUCGUCUUUUGGUUCACCUUGGUUGGGCUGACCUGGCAAAUCCGGAACCGACAGAAGAGAAGGUCAAAGGGACCCUUGGAAAGAAAGGUGUAACAAUGCUGAGUCAUUCAAAUGGGACAUAUUGCCAUGGUUGGAUGCUUAAGGACUAUCCUCACAUGAUUACCCGGUCGUGUUUUGUUGACCCCGUCGCAUUUUGUUGCUGGGAAGGAGACGUUUGCUACAACUUCCUCUAUCGGCCAUGUACCACGGGUAUCGACCUGAUCAUGCGUUAUUUUGUAGGUACGGAGAUUGGUAUCGCAAAUCUCCUCCAGCGGCAAUACGAUUGGUCUUCAAAUGCCCUUUGGUAUGAAGAGAUACCCAAUGCUCGCGAUUACAACAAAACCUUCUUUGUUUUGGGCGGAAACGAUAUCAUAGUGAAAGCUCAGCGCGUCACACAAUAUCUUACUUCGCACGGGAUAAGGAAGAAUCUAUACCUUGAUCCUAAAGGACACCACGGACAGCCUUUUUUAGUUAACGGUGAAAGCCACGACAAAAUCAUUAGUUGGCUUCGGCUGGCAUAA